AUGAAACAGCUCGGGAUCCAACCGUCGUUAUUUUUUAAAAGGGGGAGAGAGGUCACAUGACUGCGAGUCACUGAUGGAGGGGAGAGGCUGCAACCCCGAGCUCGCCGCAGAGCCGCCCCUCCCGCGGGGGCGUGACGUCACGGAAAAGCCCCGCGCGGCCGCGAUCGUGGCGCGCACCGGUGCGUGGAUGCCCACGUGGCAAGGCCAGGACCCAGCGAUGACUCUGAACCAUGUCACCCUGCGCCGGUGUCCUUUGCUUGCUUUUGUCCCUAAAGGAGAAAAGUUUCUGAGCUCAAAGUUCCUGAAAUUGCCAGUGAAUGCCCAGUAUGUUACUAUUUGCCUGACCGAUAUCACUGUUCUUUCUCUUUUAGAAGAUACAUACGAGCGAACGCUGAUUGUUGAUGGCGAAAGUGCAACAAUUAUCCUCCUGGACAUGUGGGAAAAUAAGGGGGAGAACGAGUGGCUGCAGGACCACUGCAUGCAGGUCGGGGACGCCUACCUGAUCGUCUACUCCAUCACAGACCGAGCCAGUUUUGAGAAGGCAUCCGAGCUGCGGAUCCAGCUUCGCAGGGCCCGGCAGACAGAGGACAUCCCUAUCAUUUUGGUUGGCAACAAGAGUGACCUGGUGCGGUGCCGGGAAGUGUCUAUUUCAGAAGGGAGAGCGUGUGCAGUUGUGUUCGACUGCAAGUUCAUCGAGACCUCCGCGGCGGUCCAGCACAACGUGAAGGAGCUGUUCGAGGGCAUUGUGCGACAGGUCCGCCUCCGGAGGGACAGCAAGGAGAAGAACGAGCGGCGGCUGGCCUACCAGAAGAGGAGGGAGAGCAUCCCCAGGAAAGCCAGGCGCUUCUGGGGCAAGAUCGUGGCCAAAAACAACAAGAACAUGGCCUUCAAGCUUAAGUCCAAGUCCUGCCAUGACCUCUCCGUGCUCUAGGCACCCCGAGUCACCCAGAUGUCCCCCUCAUGGACAUCGUUGAAGGCCACUGGGACCGAUAAUCUAUAUUAGAUUGAAUCCUUAAACAUUGUGAGAUGCGGCUUCCCCUUCUGCAGCUGGGAAUGUAUGUGUUAGCCUGAUGGGCCACAAAAUGCACGGGAGAUGAAAGAUCUUUGUAAAGAGUCGCUCUUUAUUUACAGGAAAAGCCUGACGUUGCGACUUGAACACCCAAGACAUUAGAGG
This is a messenger RNA of Myotis davidii, 1174 nucleotides long. It is a transcript of the gene GEM, whose product is annotated as GTP binding protein overexpressed in skeletal muscle. NCBI's taxonomy places the organism in Eukaryota, Metazoa, Chordata, Mammalia, Chiroptera, Vespertilionidae. Gene Ontology annotation, cellular component: plasma membrane. Gene Ontology annotation, molecular function: GTPase activity; GTP binding; calcium channel regulator activity. The record is from RefSeq and is a predicted model, not a curated record. The transcript is spliced from 6 exons. The coding region runs from base 74 to 931 and encodes 285 amino acids.